AUGGAGACGGUGCCUCUUGGAGGCCAGACAGAUGCUGAUCUUCCUCCUGUACUCAAGAGACCUACCAUGACAAAAUUGAAUUUCCAUCUGAGGAAAAAGGUCCUAGAGAUGCAGUUGGGAAUUCCCAUACAGGCAAGGAGGUCCAGGGACCAAACUGUGGCUGUCCCUGGGAACAUAUCCACACAAGAGGCAUUUGGGAGUCUAACCAACCAGGAACUCACCACCCCAGCAGACACUGCACAUAGCCCAGAAGCAGAAUGGGCCCACCUUAAAGGACUUCUGAUCACUGAGCUAAAGGCAGUGCUCCUGAGAUGGAAACUAGCUAAGUCCAGAGAAGUGCCCCAUGCUUCUGGCCACUGUGUCUCCCAGAUCUCCCAACCCAGUGUGGACAAGGCAGAUGCCCAGGUGCUUUGUGAUCAGGUGGAAGCCAGCAUGAACAGCCCCAGUCUGGAGGAGGCCUGGCGCCCUGAAUCCCAAGGCCCUGGCCAAAGCAAGGACUCAGCCCAAGUGCCCACCCUGGGAGAGAAGAAAGAGGACCCAGGGAAACCCAAGCCAGCAGGGGACGGUGGAGAAGGGGACACAAGGGUUGGGCUCCCCCCAACCAGAGAAAACAGACACCCUGCUGAAGACCAGAGGCCAGCAGGUUCCUGGCGAAGGAACCUUAGCUACAUUCUUGCUGUCUCAUGUCAGGAGAGUCCCAAGGAGAUAGUCUUUCCAGAGGUACUUUCAGGAGUCCCUUGUGGAGAAGAAUCUGAGAAGAAUCCCCUGCAAGACAAUCAGGUCAAGCUGAAUCUCACCAAAAAGCCAGCAAGUAUUCCUGCAAUUCCCAAGCAUGUGGUACCCCACACUUCACAGGGCCAGUUCAAGAAAGUGACCCAAACCAGAAAAAACAGUGCCGAAACGAUCCUGGCCCAAGUCAAAGACCGUACAGGAGAAGCUAAGACAAAUGAGACAACUGGGGACUCCAAGACUCAGUUUGCUCCUACUGAGAGACACGCAGACCUGGCCCUGUUGGAUAGUCCCCAGGCCCUGGACAGUCAGCUGCAGCACCAACCUCGUCAACGCCUCUCUGCCUCUCUCCUGGGCUACUUGCGCCACUGUUUUCAAUGCUUUCCUCUAGUGGCUUGUGCCACUCAACAAGGGAACCCAACCUAG
Molecule: messenger RNA, 1155 nt
Organism: Orycteropus afer afer
Lineage: Eukaryota; Metazoa; Chordata; Mammalia; Tubulidentata; Orycteropodidae
Source: RefSeq, a predicted model, not a curated record